AUGAGAGAAUAUUGGACCUCGUUGGCGUCACUUCUGGGUGUGUUUGCCUUCUGUCAAACCAUCCUCCAAGCAGUGUUCCCCCCGGAGCUGCGUUUCGCCUCCGUCAAGCUCUUUAACCGGAUCUUCCACUGCUUCUCCUCCUACUGCUACUUCGACAUAACGGAGAUAGACGGCGUCAACACCAACGAGCUCUACAACGCCGUGCAGCUCUACCUCAGCUCCUCCGUCUCCAUCACUGGGAACCGGCUGAGCCUGACACGCGCCCUGAACUCGAGCGGGUUCACCUUCGGGCUCGCCAACAAUGACAGCAUCGUGGACACGUUCAACGGCGUGAACGUCCUCUGGGAGCACGUAGUGACGCAGAGGCAGGCCCAGACCUUCUCGUGGCGCCCACUUCCCGACGAGAAGCGUGGCUUCACGCUCCGGAUCAAGAAGAAAGACAAGUCCUUGGUCCUCAAUUCCUACCUCGAGUACAUUAUGGAGAAAGCCAGCGAUAUUAGAAGGAAGAACCAGGAUCGUCUUUUGUACACCAAUUCCAGGGGUGGCUCCUUGGACUCCAGGGGGCACCCUUGGGAAUCUGUGCCCUUCAAGCACCCCAGCACCUUUGACACAUUGGCCAUGGACCCUCAGAAGAAGAAAGAGAUCAUGGAGGAUCUUCAGGACUUCGCCAAUGGGCAAUCUUUCUACCAUAAAACUGGAAGGGCUUGGAAGAGGGGUUACCUUCUCUAUGGCCCUCCCGGUACUGGUAAAUCUAGCAUGAUUGCUGCUAUGGCCAAUUAUCUUGGCUAUGAUAUCUAUGAUUUGGAGUUGACUGAGGUGCAUAACAACUCUGAACUCAGGAAGCUUCUCAUGAAAACUAGCUCCAAGUCUAUCAUAGUGAUUGAAGACAUUGAUUGCUCUAUCAAUCUCACCAACAGAAACAACAGUAACAGUUCUGUUUCUGCUUCGAGGAGUUACUAUGAUUCGGAGCUACGAGGUGGUGGCGGUGGUGGGUGUGGUGAGGAAGGUGGGAACACAAUUACUCUGUCUGGUUUGUUGAAUUUCACAGAUGGGUUGUGGUCUUGUUGCGGGAGUGAGAGGAUUUUCGUGUUUACCACCAACCACAUUGAGAAGCUCGACCCUGCUCUGUUACGGAGUGGGAGAAUGGAUAUGCAUAUUUUCAUGAGUUACUGUUCGUUCCCGGCGUUGAAGAUUCUGCUGAAAAACUACUUGGGGUGUGAAGAGUGUGAGUUGGAGGAGUCGAUUUUGAAGCAGUUGGAGGAGGUCGUUAACGUGGCGCGUAUGACUCCAGCGGACAUCAGCGAGGUUUUGAUCAAGAACAGGCGCAAGAAGGAGAAGGCGGUGGAGGAGUUGUUGGAAACGUUGAAGGUGAGAGCGGAGAUGAACGAGAAAAGUGGGGUUCUGAGAGGGGAGAAUGGGGUUGAAGAAGAGGAAGAGCAGGAGAAAAGAGCUUUGGACAGUGAGAGUCCUAAGGAGGAGUCAGAGAUUGAGGACAAUUGCAAGGAGGAAGAGGAAGAAGAGAAGAAGUGA
This is a messenger RNA of Sphenostylis stenocarpa, 1530 nucleotides long. NCBI's taxonomy places the organism in Eukaryota, Viridiplantae, Streptophyta, Magnoliopsida, Fabales, Fabaceae. The record is from the annotation of a GenBank genome assembly.